CACUUGGGGGUUGACUUGACUUGACUUGACUUAACACGCACUCAAAUUAAUGGGGCAUGGGUAUGAAUGGGAAGAAAUUUUGCUGCAAAAUUUCCAAUGUUACUGUUUAUAUUAAGUGGAUUGGAGAAACGUUUCCUCCACGGGAGAAAAAUGAAAAUCAUUUUGAUUAUAAAUACACAUUGCAAAUCAACCAAAACAAUCUACAACAAAAAUGGAACCACCCCCAAUCCGCCAUACCCUUACCUCCUCUCUACUCUUCUCCUUCUUCAUCUUCCUCUUCCAUCACUCUGCCGCUCAACCCCCCGACGCCGACGGCUACACCUGCUCCACCAAUCAGACUGCCGACCCAUGUCAGGCCUACGUCUUCUACCGCGCCGCCGCCCCCGGUUUUCUCGACUUGGCUACCAUUGCUGACCUCUUCUGGGUUAGCCGCCUCCAAAUUUCCCGCCCAAGCAAUAUCUCUGACUCCAACGCCACUUUCCCUCUCCUCUCCGGCCAGCCACUCUUCAUUCCUAUCAACUGCUCUUGCAAGUCCGUUAAUGCUUCUGUCAGCAUCUCUUAUGCUAAUCUCUCCUACAAAAUCAACCAUGGCGAUAACUUCUGGCAAGUCUCCACCUUUAAGUUUCAGAAUCUUACCACUUACCAAUCAGUCGAAGUCGUCAAUCCCACUCUCGUCGCGGUCGAUCUCCCCAUCGGUGUCGACGUCGUUUUCCCCAUCUUUUGCAAGUGUCCCACUCACACGCAAUCCCAAAAUCGUGUUAAUUUCAUGGUCUCUUACGUGAUUCAGCCCACCGAUUCUCUGCCUUCGAUAGCUUCGAGAUUUGGGGUAGAGACGUCGGAUAUCACAGACGCGAAUCGGCCCAACCCGGAGCCGUUCGAGACGAUUUUCAUCCCGGUGAGUCGUCUGCCCAAUUUGACGCAGCCCAUUGUGGUGUCGCCGUCUCCAGAGCAGGCCCCGGUCCCAGUGGUGGAGGGGAGAAACAGAGCAGUGACAGGGCUGACCAUUGGGAUUGGGAUUGUGGGGUUUCUGCUGAUCGUGGUGGUGGGUUUGUGGGUUUGUGGAGUGGGGAAGAGGAGGAGUAAGGAAAGGGAAAUGGAGGAGGGAGUUGAGAAACAGAGAGUGCAGGACAUUGGGGUUUGGAUGGGGAAGGAGAAAGGGAAGCAAAUGGAGGUGGAUUUAAUGGCGGAUGUGUCGGAUUGUUUGGAUAAAUACAGAGUGUUCAAAAUUGAGGAGCUGAAUGAGGCGACAGAUGGGUUCAGCGAGAGUAGCUUGAUCCAAGGGUCGGUUUAUAAGGGGAGCAUCGACGGAGUUGAGUACGCUAUCAAGAAGAUGAAGUGGAAUGCCUAUGAACAGCUCAAGAUCUUGCAGAAGAUAAACCAUGGUAAUCUAGUGAAGCUCGAAGGGUUUUGCAUUGACCCUGAAGAUGCUACCUGCUACCUAAUUUAUGAACAUGUAGAGAAUGGUUCUCUUUAUUCAUGGCUACACGGAAGCCAAAGGCAGAAGCUGAACUGGAGAACGAGAUUGAGGAUUGUCAUUGAUGUCGCUAACGGGCUACUUUACAUCCACGAGCACACGAGGCCGCAAGUCGUGCACAAAGACAUAAAAAGCAGCAACAUUCUGUUGGAUGCAAGCAUGAGGGCUAAGAUAGCCAACUUUGGGCUGGCAAAGUCGGGGUACAAUGCCAUAACCAUGCACAUUGUUGGAACUCAAGGCUAUAUAGCACCCGAAUACAUAGCGGAUGGAGUGGUGUCGACAAAGAUGGACAUCUUCUCAUUCGGAGUUAUUCUGCUCGAGCUGAUCUCUGGGAAGGAGGCCAUUGACGACGAAGGAGGGGUUCUAUGGAUGAGAGCGAGUACUGGAUUUUCGGAAGGAAAGGAGAAGUUGGAAAGGUUGAGGAGUUGGGUUGAUGAAGCGCUUUUCGAGCAAUCGUGUCCAAUGGAGAGUGUGAUGGAUGUGAUGAAUGUGGCUGUUAGUUGCUUGCAGAAGGACCCUACGAAGAGGCCGAGCAUGGUCGAGGUGGUUUAUGCGCUAAGCAAGAGCGACGAUGCUGUGUUCGAGUUCUCUGAUGAUACUUUAUCAGAUCCUCCCUUAGCUGCUAGGUAGCCAAAGCCGUUGCCUACUAUACAAAGGGACAAGCAUAUGCAAUAUACACAAUAUUAGAAGCUUUAAGAGUACAAGUUUUUUUUAUCUGCCUCCCUUGAAUGAAGGCAGUUUGAGAGUGAGAUAAGAUAGAUGGCAUGUAGAUUAGUAAAGGAGUGACACCAAAAUCAUCCGGCUUAAUAAGCGGCAAUAAAAUGGCUAAAGCACCACAACUUUAGAACCA
Molecule: messenger RNA, 2324 nt
Organism: Cucurbita pepo subsp. pepo (vegetable marrow)
Lineage: Eukaryota; Viridiplantae; Streptophyta; Magnoliopsida; Cucurbitales; Cucurbitaceae
Product: serine/threonine receptor-like kinase NFP
Biological process (GO): protein phosphorylation
Molecular function (GO): protein kinase activity; ATP binding
Source: RefSeq, a predicted model, not a curated record